GUGCGGUGCCAGUCUGUACUUUUCACUUGUCAUCGUCGGCAGCAGCACUAAAACUUGAGUUGAACGUCUUGCAAAUUGCUUAUAAAACAUGUUUCGCAACCAAUACGAUGGCGACGUCUCUGUGUGGAGUCCUCAGGGGCGCCUGCAUCAAGUGGAGUACGCCAUGGAGGCCGUCAAGCAGGGCACAGCCACCGUGGGAUUGAAGGGCCGAGAUGCUGUUGUUCUCGUGGCCUUGGGCAAGUCGUCUCAGUUGUCUGUGGCUAUGCGCAAGAUCAUUCCCAUCGAUGAGCAUUUGGGCAUUGCCAUUGCCGGCAUCACGGCCGACGCACGUGUGCUGAGCCGCUACUUGCACUCGUCGUGUCUGGGCUAUCGCUAUAACUACAACAACGUCUAUCCCGUGGAGCGCUUGAUGACGAAUCUGGGAAACAAAAUGCAGUGCACCACCCAACGCUACGAUCGUCGUCCCUAUGGCGUGGCUCUACUCGUUGCUGGGUACGACCAGAAGGGACCCAAUCUCUAUCAGGUCAUGCCUUCGGCCGUCAACUACAACUGCAAGGCCCAAUCCAUAGGCUCGCGCUCGCAGGGCGCUCGCACAUAUUUGGAGCGUAAUCUGGAUUGUUUCUUGAAGUGUUCCAACGAAGAGCUAAUUUGUCAUGGCAUACUGGCCAUAAAAACCAGCCAACCCAUAGACCUGACUUCGGGUGAACAGGAGAAGGCAGCGGCUGCAGCAAACAUCACUGUGGCCAUUGUUGGCAAGGAUCAGCCAUUUCAAAUGCUCAGCGAGGAGCAGGUCGAGCACUACACCAAAAUGGCCAAUGAUAUGGGUGCUGCUGCACAGCCACAGCCACCCAUCAAUCCGGAUGACGAUGAUGAUGACGGUGACGAUGGCCGUCCACCAGGCGCACUGAUUGAACCGGAGGUUGGAGGGGUUGCUGACCCGCAAGUAGAUGUUGUCCUAAUGGAACAUUAGAUCUUAGAGCAGAGAACAAUCUAAGCCUUCAAAUAAUCCCUAAAUACAUGAAAAAGGGUAGAGGAAAUCAGCUCUUAAUCGAUUUGCAUUCAA
This is a messenger RNA of Drosophila guanche, 1063 nucleotides long. Its product is annotated as proteasome subunit alpha type-1-like. Gene Ontology annotation, biological process: ubiquitin-dependent protein catabolic process. Lineage: Eukaryota; Metazoa; Arthropoda; Insecta; Diptera; Drosophilidae. Gene Ontology annotation, cellular component: proteasome core complex; nucleus; proteasome core complex, alpha-subunit complex. The transcript has 2 exons. Bases 89 to 970 code for a protein of 293 amino acids. The record is from RefSeq and is a predicted model, not a curated record.